Messenger RNA from Serendipita indica DSM 11827, 1404 nucleotides. The record is from the annotation of a GenBank genome assembly. Lineage: Eukaryota; Fungi; Basidiomycota; Agaricomycetes; Sebacinales; Serendipitaceae.
AUGUCCAGAGGCAGAUACACUGCGUGCCCGCUGCUCGCUCUCAACGACGAUGUGCUCCUCAGUAUGCUCCCAUACUUCAACGCCCUCGAACUCUUCCAAUGGGGUCUUACUUGUAAACGGUUGUACCAAAUGACCCAAACCCCCAAUUUGUGGAUUUCACUUGCACGCGAACUGCGCAACAAUUCGGUUUUGCUCCCAUUCUCGUUUGGAAAGACGAUCGACAAUGCAGACUUGAGCGGGCUCCGAAUCGCAACGACAAAGGCCACCCGUCUGCGCGAAAAUUUGCGACGAAAGCAGCCAGUGAUUUACAGAUUCAACCUCAUUUCCCACGGCUGGUUCAAAGGACAAGUCCUCCGCGAUGAGGCACACAAGUGUAUUGCUCUCUUCGAUGGACGGUGGAUCGUCUAUCGGCAAUACGACUCUUUGAGAGUUCAGCAUGUGCAGACCACAAAGUCAAAGUACAUCUUUAGUAUCGAUAUCCAGGAGUAUGCAAGCUGGCGCAUCCUGCUCUCUCCGGUUUCAGGAGAUGUGGCUAUGGUUGCGGUGCAUCAUGAUGUCAACGAAGAAUGGGAUGUGAUUGAAAUCACAUUUGGUGCCACCCCGAAAACCAAGCCAAAAUUUCGUUCGAUGUACUACCCAAAGAUCAAGCAUCUGGAAUUUCUCGGAGGCGGACUAUCUGUUAUCUAUACCCAAGGUCUCGCAAAGCUCCUAAACCACUACACGGGGAAGACCGCCGACCUCGGCCCGGCAACGUCAACACCACACAAAUAUCUCUUACAGGAUGAUGUCUUAUUCCAGUUGGUCGUCCGCACAAAUGGCCUACUGUACGUCUACGCACGACGUGUAGAAAAUAAAGACAAUGGGUCACUCAUCGUCAGCAAAGGGGAAAUCCCGUUGGAGAUUCCUCUGGCAGCCAACUGCGCUACAUACCCUCCCGAUCAGUUCUGGACAGAGACAGAACUUCGGCCUUCGUCCACCGACUCGCAGUUGACCAUUUGGCAUCGCGUGCAUUUCAAGACGCGAGGGGAAGUCUACUAUGCAAGUUACACCAUCGACGUACCAUAUACCCCCAUUUGGUCCGACGAUGAAGAGACAGCGUUGUUCGGCAACUGGACCUAUCGAGCUUCUGUCGUCGCAAACGGGACCAUGACAGUCGGCCAAGGAGGCGACUCGCUACUCUUAUCCCGAUACAGGAACCAGAUGGCUGCCUUGACUGUCUACCCGCGCCUGCAUCUGCCCGUCAAUCAGUCGCGGAUGGCGGACCAUGGCACGAGCUUGCCUGUCCCGCAGAAGAAAGUCGCCGGGAACGACAUCCAUUCGGUCAGAAUGGCGUGGGACGAUGUACGAGGGAUUGCAGUCCUGUACUUUUCGGAUGCUACCAUCUGGGUACUGCACUAUGCUUGA